GUUUGAAGAAGGUGAGACACCCGAGCAAGGGGAUGAGGAAAAUCAGCACCAACUUGUUAUUGGAAGUAGAACGCCAGAACCACCCAAGAAUGAUAUGAGUUGGGCUAGGUUCCAAACUUCGCAGUUUUAACUUUUCUUGGAGAUCAAUAAGAGUGGACGACAAUCGUUCACUACGUGCUAAGAUGCAUCAAGCUGCACUAAAAGGAGACUGGGAAGGUGCAAAGCAAAUGGAAAUGAUGCAUCCAGGAGCCUUAACAAUGGUGAUAAGUGAAAGAUCUGAAACUGCUCUUCACAUAGCGACGAGAGUGAAGAGGGCCAGUUUCGUCGAGAAGUUGGUGGAACGGUUGGACGAGCAUGAGUUGGCGUCGAAAAAUAAAUAUGGAAACACAGCCCUUUGCAUUGCGGCUGCAUCAGGGGCUGUGGCUAUUGCCAAGUUGCUGGUUAUUAAAUAUAAAGCUUUGCCACUUAUUCGUGGCUCAGGAAAUGCAACUCCUGUUUUGAUUGCAGCAAGAUAUAAGCAUAAGGAUAUGGUUUCUUAUCUUCUCUCCCAAACGCCCGUCUAUGGGUUGGCUAGGGAAGAGCAAAUGGAGCUGCUUCUUGGUGCUAUUUCAGCUGAUUAUUAUGAUAUAGCUUUGUUGAUUCUAGAAUGGAACGUGUCAUUAACAUUACAACGAGACUUCAAUAACGAGACACCCUUACAUAUAAUGGCUCGAAAGUCAGGUGCAAUUGGCAAGAAAAAUAAACCAACAAUGUGGGAAUCACAUGUUAAUAAAUGGUUGUCCAAGCAUAUAUACAAAAAGAAAAUGAUGCAAAUACAAGCAUAUAAAAUGGUGGAGCUGAUGUGGAGUGUUGUACUGAAGGUGAUUCCAGAAAAUAAGGUGUCGGAUUUCAUGAUGAAUCCGUCAAGUAUGUUACACGAAGCUGCAAGAGUUGGAAAUGUUGAAUUUUUGAAAGUGUUAACAAAUGAAUAUCCUGAUCUUGCAUGGAAUGUUGAUGGUGGGAGGAAGAGUAUAUUUCAUGUAGCUGUUGAGAAUAGACAAGCCAGUGUUUUUAGUUUAAUUUAUGAAAUGGGUGAGUUCUUGGAUUACCUACCUUGUUAUUUUGAUGAGGAAAACAUGAGUUUGUUGGAAUUAGCUGCCGAAAUGCCAGAUCCCAGUCACCUUAAUCAAGUUUCAGGAGCUGCCUUUCAAAUGCAUCGAGAACUUCUAUGGUUUAAGCAAGUGGAGAAGAUUGUUGAGCUUACAAUGAGGAGAAAGAAAGGGAAGCGAAGCCCACGUGAAUUGUUCACUCAACAACACAAAGGUCUAGUUGAAGAUGGAGAAAAAUGGAUGAAGAAAACAGCAAAUUCAUGUAUGUUGGUUGCAACUCUCAUCACCACCGUAGUUUUCGCUGCAAUCUUCACCGUACCAGGUGGAUACACCAACACCACCAGCACCACAGGGAGCGUCAUCGAGAACAACAACAACACAGGCACUCCUCUAUUUCUUUACCACAAAUGGUUCACUGUUUUUGUGAUAUCAGAUGCAACAGCUUUGAUCUCAUCUUCAACUGCCAUACUAUUGUUUUUGUCAAUCCUCACAUCACGUUGUGCAGAAGAAGAUUUCCUUCUAUGGCUCCCAUUAAAGUUGGUAUUUGGACUUGGAACUCUCUUCUUAUCAGUAGUUACAAUGGUAUUGGCCUUUAGUGCCACAUUUUUUUUGUUCUAUGGCAAAGAUACGGCUUGGGUCCCAUUGCUUGUUGCUGGUAUGGCUAUUGUUCCUGUUUAUUGUUUCGGUGUAUUGCAGUUUAGGCUUUGGGCUGAUGCAAUAGCAGCUUUAAGGGCUACUUACUUCUUGUAUUUUAGGGAUGGGAUAGUUGCAAAUUUAUCAACUAUAUUUAAAAUAAUUAACUAUAUAGCAACUUUUUAAAAAA
Cucumis sativus (cucumber) is the source of this 1911-nucleotide messenger RNA. Its product is annotated as ankyrin repeat-containing protein At5g02620-like. The record is from RefSeq and is a predicted model, not a curated record. Gene Ontology annotation, molecular function: protein binding. NCBI's taxonomy places the organism in Eukaryota, Viridiplantae, Streptophyta, Magnoliopsida, Cucurbitales, Cucurbitaceae. Bases 183 to 1907 code for a protein of 574 amino acids. The transcript is spliced from 5 exons.